Messenger RNA from Aspergillus ochraceoroseus IBT 24754, 1581 nucleotides. RefSeq names its product MFS transporter. Gene Ontology annotation, molecular function: transmembrane transporter activity. The record is from RefSeq and is a predicted model, not a curated record. NCBI's taxonomy places the organism in Eukaryota, Fungi, Ascomycota, Eurotiomycetes, Eurotiales, Aspergillaceae. Gene Ontology annotation, biological process: transmembrane transport. The coding region runs from base 1 to 1581 and encodes 526 amino acids. The transcript has 2 exons.
AUGCUCCAGAAUCAUCUACCCACUCUUUCCUCCCGUACCACUCCGCGCGCAGAAUGCCUCUCCAGCGUCGAGGGACGAGAGACCGAAAAAUCAGAUCGACCAUCGCUAGAUAGAGAUCUCGAACAAGAGGCAGCCGAUCUGGAUGGCGCUGAAGCAGUCCAGCCCGAGAAAUCCAGAGAUGCCUUCCUGGUGGAAUGGGAUGGAGCGGACGACCCUGAAAACCCCCAGAAUAUGCCGCCCUGGAGGAAAUGGCUCAUCACCAUGACCAUGUCGUCCAUGACCAUGUGGAUUACCUUCGCCAGCAGUGUCUUUUCAACGGCCACCCGUGUGACUGCGGAGGAAUUCCACGUCUCGACUGAGGUCAUGACCCUCGCGACCAGCUUGGUGGUUUUCGGAUUCGCCGUGGGCCCUCUGAUCUGGUCGCCCUUGUCGGAGCUGUAUGGGCGGAAACUGCCCCUGUUCACGGGGUAUGCCAUGUUCGCGGUCUUUCAGAUCUCCGUGGCGGUGGCUAAGAAUGUCCAGACGAUCAUGGUGUGUCGGUUUCUGAUCGGGCUCCUGGGCUGCUCGCCUCUGGCGGUGGUGGGAGGUGCCCUGGCCGACUUUUGGAAUCCGGUGGAUCGGGCAGUGGCCAUUGCCAUGUUCUCUGCUGCGACUUUUGUCGGACCUGUAUUGGGUCCCAUUAUUGGAGGAUUCCUCACGGAUUCCGAUCUUGGCUGGCGCUGGACCGCCUGGAUUACCCUGAUUGCCGCCAGUUCCUUCGGCACCAUCGCCUGGUUUGUCGUCCCCGAAACCUAUCAUCCAGUGCUGUUGCAAAAGCGCGCGGCUCGACUGCGUUCCGAGACCGGGAAUAACGCCUACCAUGCUUUCCUCGAUGACCAUCGCCCCACGGCCGGGGAUAUCGUCCGCAAAUACCUCCUGCGGCCGAUCCACAUGCUCUUCCUCGAGCCCAUUCUGAUCCUCAUCACCAUCUACCUGGCCCUGGUAUACGGCAUCCUGUACCUCUUCUUCGAGGCGUACCCGAUUUCCUUCCAGGAGGUCCGGGGCUGGAAGAGCGAGGGGAUCGCCGGCCUGCCCUUCCUAGGGAUCAUGCUGGGAGUGUUCUGCGGAAUGGCCCUGAUCGUGUACCAGACCAAAACACGGUUCGCUCGCCAACUGGCCAAAACCGGCCGCGUGGUGCCCGAGGAGCGUCUCAUCCCCAUGAUGAUCGCGUCGGUUCUCCUCCCCGCCGGUCUCUUCUGGUUCGGGUGGACCUCCGAUAGGAACAUCUCCUGGGUGGCGCAGGUGUUCGCGGGCGUGCCUAUCGGAUUGGGGAUCCUGGUGAUCUUCAUGCAGGGACUCAACUACAUCAUAGACGUGUAUCUGAUGUUUGCCAACUCGGCCAUUGCUGCCAACACGCUGGUCCGCAGCGGACUCGGAGGCGCGUUUCCUCUCUUUGGCGCCCAGAUGUACCAUCGGUUGGGGGUGAAUUGGGCGUCCAGUCUGCUGGGCUUCAUUACGCUGGCGAUGAUUCCUAUCCCGAUUAUCUUCUUUAUUUAUGGCAAGAAGAUCCGCGCCAUGAGCAAGUUCUCCCCGAAGUUUUAA